Molecule: messenger RNA, 4722 nt
Organism: Micropterus salmoides (largemouth bass)
Lineage: Eukaryota; Metazoa; Chordata; Actinopteri; Centrarchiformes; Centrarchidae
Product: coxsackievirus and adenovirus receptor homolog
Exons: 3
Coding region: 3727-4212 (161 amino acids)
Source: RefSeq, a predicted model, not a curated record
UCAGAGAGGCUGGAGGGGAUUUAUUGUAUUUUUAGCACAACGUAAUGACCAAUUCAGUGUCACAAAGAAAACAUCAUUCAAGUUUCUGUUAGUCGGGUAUGUUGAUUUGGGUUCAGGUACGAGGAUGAAACACAAUCCAGGAGUCCAGUCUGAGCAACAGAUCCUUGAGUUUGAAGGUUUAUCAGAUACCAAAUCAGUGCACAGUUUUAUAACACUACAACUAUAAUACUACUUAACAUACUCUAACACCAUUGCUGUAACAUAACACUCUGGAGUGUGAAUGUAUCAGCCUAUUUCUUGGCUCUGAGCAGCAGAAACUCCAUUACGUACACUUAGGUUUUUGGAACCAAUUACAAACCAGAUGAACAUGUUAAUCAGAAGGUUUUAGAGGGGCUGGUAGGUUUUAUUACCUUUGCACAGAACCAUGUUAGCUGUGUCCCCCUGUUUCCAGUCUUUAUGCUAAGCUAAGCUGUUGCUAUGUUGUGUUAACAUUAAAUACUCUUUCAGCUUGUCAUAUAAGAACUCACCUUGGUUUGUUGUGCAGCACAGCAGCAACAUCAGCACUAAAGAGAAAUUACACUAUGGUUGGUUUGAGAAUUUCAAUUAACAAUUAAUUAAUUUAAAUCUAUUUUAGACUGAAACUCAUGACUAAAAGUUAUGAAAUGGUUUUGAUGGUGGAAACUUGCUACUAAAAUGAAAUUCAAGCGUAACUGUUUACAGUAAAUCAAAGUUCAGUUGCUUUCAAUAAAUUAAUGUAUGCAUUUUUACUUUAAACACCAAAUAUCAGCUUAUAGUGGAUCAAUGGAGAGACCUGGAAUGACCAAAGCUCUGUUACUGAUAUUUAACUGUAAGCACAUCAAAACACAUGUUGAGGCAGGAUGUUUUUUUUUUGUGCCAGGAGGUGAGAAUGUCGUUUAACACCGUUGAGGUUUGCCUGCAGCAUUAUUCAAUAAAGUGACAUUUGAAUGAAAGAUGAUGUGAAGUUUUGCACUUCCUGUUAAACAUAAGUUUUCGUUCUCUGCUCUUUUCUUUAGCAACACAGGAAAGUGAUGACAUUUUCUGAACUUUUGAAAUAAUAAUAAUUCUGCCACUCUGCUGUAAACAUAAUUGUUGAAAUGUAGACAGUCCAGGUUGUACUCACAGAGCAGAGGAGAUGUUGGUGCCAUCGUAGCUCACAGUGAUGUGAGAUGAAGACUUUCUUUCCUCGCUGCAGUCGAACCCUCCUCCUUCCUCUGUGUGGUUUUGUUCUCUGCAGUAAACAGGAAAAAACGGAUCAUUCGAGAUAGUUUGUUCAUGUCAGCACGUCCACUAUUUGGCAUAUUAGAGAUCUGAUUUAUUGAGAUUUACAGGAGCCUUGUUUUUACUUUUCUAUCUAAAGAUUUCAUGUAAAUGUUAAAAAAUAGAGGAAACGUCAGCUUUCAUCAGUGUUGUUUGAGGGCCACAUUUGGCCCACGAGUCACUGUUUGCUCAUCACUGCUGUACAGUUGUACCCACUUUUCUUUGCUCUAGUGUCAGUCUGUGACCUUCUGCUGGUGGAAAAAGAAAAAGAGGAAGUCUUGAAGACGUCACUGCACUUUAACCCCCUCAUUGUUAGUCCUACAUGUAUCAGCCUCUCAAAGUCUCCGAGCAGCUUCAUGUGUGGAUGCUUUGCACAUUUUUUUCAUCAGAAUAAAGUUGAAAAAUAAGAUUUAGGAUUAUUGUUUAAUUUAAGACUGAAUUAUAUAAACAUGUAGAUUUUUUUGAGAAAUACUAAGGUGUUGCAGAUGAUGUCUCAUUACAGGACAGUAAAACAGCGGGGGUGGUGAUGGUGCAGUGGAUAAGACACAUGCCUUUGAGAGCCGGGUUCAAUUCCCCACUGUGACACGUCCACCAAUGUGUCCCUGAGCAAGACACUUAACCGCUAGUUGCUCCAGAGGCGUGUCUCUCACACUCUGUUAGGAUGCUGAUGUCUUCAAAGACCUGUUGGAGUCGUCUGCCUUCAGGAAGAUGUGGACCAAAAACCUGCCUUCUCGCCACCUGAACCAAUCAGAAGCAGGGAACAUCUUGGACGUGGUGAUGUCCUGGAUAAACCGAAGAACCGGACUCAUCCCGGGUAAUGUGCCUGCUCUCUGGCCUAAUGGAGUGCCCAUAAUGCAACUGAAUAUAUUGUUAAGAAGGAAAAGUUUUUUUUUUUUAUGUAUAUGUAACAACAAAGACUGUGUUUUACUGCUCUUGCGUCAUUUUAAAUAACAGCAACAUGCAGCUGCUGCAUUAUGUGUUUAUUCGGUGAACAAAACACAUUCUCAAAUUCAAUAUUGGACUUGUGAAAUGGAUGAUAAGAAACACUCAAUGAAACUAGAAAAUCUAGUCAAAGAAGAUUUUACCGCAGACUUGGGGAGGAAAUGAUGGAGAACAAACAAGAAGCAUGUGGAAAGUAAGCAACUGAAAACUUCCCACCACCUCCCUUCAGGCUUCCUCCCAAAACAUGUGCUCACUCUCUGUAAGCGCAGAGUGCACACGGGUAGGCUAGAUUACUGUUAUUACUGAGCAUUUGAUUUAUUGAUUGCUGUCGGGAUUUAAAGAGAAUUUCAACACAUAUUACACAAAAUAAAUUAAUGGCCUAUUCCAGCUUUGAGUACAAACAACUUUUAUUGGACUGAACUUGACUUGUUACUUUUAAUCUAUUAGCAUCCAAAUAAAUUUCACUCAAAGUUUUUCUGUUAUCGAAUACUUAUAUUAUUUAAGGCCGUCAGUAGAGUCAACCUGUCAGGGCAUCUUAAUUAUUUACAAGAACAAUUUAAAUUUAGGUGGAGGUGCCCCAAAAUUAGCACGAAAUCUAACCAUCUUGGAAUAAUCCGUGAACAAGUCGGUUUGUCCGCUGUCCCCUCUCUGCCUUGUCCCUGUUGAGUCAAAAAGUAACUCACACUGAUGUAUCUGAUUAUGGUCAGCGGGGUCUUUAUUUCACGUCUACAACAAAUGGACCAAAUGGACCUGCUUUUAUAGUUUUAUCAUUAACAGAAAGUAUUUGGCAGCUUAAUAACUGAAGAUCCGUCCCGAAGAACAAAAGCUAAGGAAGUUGUCUGUGAAGAUUCUCAGUCAUCCCGGUCAUAGUUUUCCAAUGAAGGUUAAAAUCAAGGGCAACUGGACUUGGUUGAGGAUCUUCAACCAAGUUGAUUUUAACCUUCAUUGGAAAAGCUAAGGAAGCCUUCAUAUUUCGUGUCAAUGUAAACUUUAUUAUAAACUGAUUUUUAAUGGACUUCUUCUGGACUGUACUAAUCUUUACUUUACUAAGCAUUUUUUUUUGCAUGGAUAUUGUUACAGAACUGUUGUAAAUAAAGUUGUGUUUUUUUUUUGUUAGUGAUAUUUCUGAAGCCCUGAUUGGCUGAGGGUCAGGAAGAGACCCGGUGCGUUUCGGUCUGGCCUCAUUGUGUUUUCAUUGAGAAGAGCAGCACAGAGACAAACAGGAGCGGGUCGGCCAGCCUUUCAACACCAGCCCCGAUAAACCAGUGAUUCUCAGAGGGGCUGAAGGGUUUGUGGUCAAGACUAAAAGCGCACCGUUUGGAUCUUUUCUUUGCGCAGUUUCCAAACUGCUGCUGGUCCGGCGGAUAUAACAUAGAGAUGCAGAGAUCGUGCAGGAUGACCGGAGGGGUGGGGGUCCGGAUUCAUAAUCCCAUAAUGGCCAAGAAAUAGCAAACGACCUCUCUCAAUGAAUGGAGCCUCUGGUUUCCAGUAUAAGUGCUUAGCAGAAUGAAAACUCUGCUGAAAAGAAGCUGUUUCUACCGGAAGAGAGAGAGAAUGGAACAGCCAGAGAUGGUAGUGAAUCCUGGACAGGACGUCCCUCUUCAGUGUCAAGGUCUCAGAGAUGCCUCCGUCACGCUGUUAGAGUGGACCAGACCUGACCUGAAGUCAGACGGUUACGUGUUCUUUUACCGAAACGAGCGGCCGUAUGAAAACUAUCAGCAUCCAUCUUUUCAUGGUCGAGUGGAGCUGAGAGAUCCAGAGAUGAAGGACGGAGACGCUUCUGUUGUCCUGAAGAACGUCACCUUCAACGACACUGGAACAUACGAGUGUCGGAUUAUAACCAACACACGACAAGAGAUCAAGCACCUGAUCGGGCUGAAUGUUACAGACUCAGCUGGAAACAUCUCGGAUGCAGGAUUCAUGGAUGGCCAAGAUAAAGUCUCACUCUUCUGCUCUGUCAUAGGUGGUCUUGUUCUGUCAUUAGUUGUAUGAUUUGUAUAGUAUAUAUUGUUUUAUUUCAUUUUAACUGUUACCAUAUUUUAAUUUAGGCCUACACUUAAUUAUAUGUUGUGUAUGUAGCAUUAAGGAACUACAAAUUGUGUUUCGUUAUACAGGCUUGUGCUGUACAAUGACUAAUAAAUUUGUUGUAAAUGUAAAGGACCCUAUUCGCAAACACCCAGCAACAGACCUGAUGAGCAGAUAAAAUGGUAAAAUGGUAAAAUAAAGGUAUAAUAAACAAAACAAAAAAUAUAUACCCUGCACUCCUUGGUCAUUAGAGCUCCCCAAAGUCCAGACCUGAAGGUAACUAGCUAUCUAGUUAUAGGUGUACACUGGGUCCCCACUUCUUUUUGUGAAAAAUGUACUGAAAAAUAGUAUUCAAAAACAAAUGUUAAAUAACAAAUGUAAGUGCUAUCAGAAAGUUUUUUGGCACGAGAGUGUUUAAUGCUCAAAAUCAUCUGGGGAGGACCCCCCGAACCCCCAAUCGUAUACAGUGGGUACGGA